Messenger RNA from Culicoides brevitarsis, 695 nucleotides. RefSeq names its product zinc finger HIT domain-containing protein 1. The record is from RefSeq and is a predicted model, not a curated record. Gene Ontology annotation, molecular function: nucleosome binding. Gene Ontology annotation, biological process: chromatin remodeling. The transcript has a single exon. Bases 138 to 620 code for a protein of 160 amino acids. Gene Ontology annotation, cellular component: Swr1 complex. Lineage: Eukaryota; Metazoa; Arthropoda; Insecta; Diptera; Ceratopogonidae.
CGUAGAGCUUCUGCAAGCGAAAGUUGAUGACUUGAUGGAUCAAAUUUCCUUCCCGCUACACGAAAAAGGAACCUAAAGCCGAAAAAAAUUAAAAUUUCAUUAAUUUUAAGUUAAAUUUAAAAAAAAAAUCCCUAAAAAUGACAUCCCGUGAAUCGAAUCGUUUGCGCGACGCCGACAAAAAACGCGUUUUAGAUGAAGCGACGCGUAAACGUCGUGCGAGAAAAGCUCUCGAAGCCUUGGAGCAAGAUAAUUUCCAUGAUGAUCCUCAUGCGGAUCUCGUAAUGUCGAAAAAAGUCCCGAAAUUUCAAGAUACCACGGAUGGCAGCAGCGCAAGUACGUCUCGCACACGCAAAGCAAAGAAGGUAAAAGGUCCGGAUUACUACAAAAAUAAGUAUCGCAAGAAUUUCGUGCAGCUCCUCGAGGAAGACAAAGCGGCAAGACCUGAAGAUGAGUGUUAUUGGAGUGCUCAAGCGCCUGAGUCGAAGUUUCCGAGUCGUCAUUUUUGUGCCGUUUGUGGAUUUCCGAGUCCGUAUACUUGUUGCUCGUGCGGCAUGCGAUAUUGCAGCGUUCGGUGUCUCAAAACGCAUCAAGACACGCGUUGUCUCAAAUGGACAGCAUAAACUUACCGAUUUUUAAGGAUGAUUUUGGAUAAUUUUUAAGAUUUCUUUUAGUAAAUAAACUGUUUUUCUGCUGAA